Molecule: messenger RNA, 1486 nt
Organism: Ilex paraguariensis (yerba mate)
Lineage: Eukaryota; Viridiplantae; Streptophyta; Magnoliopsida; Aquifoliales; Aquifoliaceae
Source: the annotation of a GenBank genome assembly
UGUGUAGUUGGAUUUGGAAAUUGGAGCACUAAUGACUAUUCAAGCCUUUGAUGAAUGAUUCUCACCGUUAACCGAAGCAAUGGAUAUUUUAGUUUUGUAUUUGGUGUUUUCUAUCAAACCUUAUUGAGACCUUUACUGUUUACACGCUCAAAUACCUGAUUUUUGUACACCCAUCUUCACUGAAAUAAUCUUUUUAUACAAACAAGAUUGAUUAUGCUAUGUCCAUCAUUAAUGGGCUAAUAAGUUUUCUUUAGUAAAUGCACUAUUUUUUUUCCCGCUUUCUUAUAAAUUUAAUUUCAAAUGGAAACCAUAAGAUUUUUGUGACUUAUCAUUUUUUAUAGAUUAUAUAAUGUUUCACUCAAUGCAAACAUGUCUAUAUCAUUUUUGUGGUCACAAAAUAUCCAUAUUGGCAUUAUUCUAGAGUUUAAACUAAACAUGCAUUUUUAGGAGAGGUGUGAAUUGGAAAAAACAAAUUCAUUCCUCCGGUUUCUGUUACUGUUAUGUAACCCUAUACGACAUGCGUCUGUUUCAACGUUCCCGUUGCCAUUACCAUUACGGAGGUCGUGACUGUUAUCUAAAACUAUGGUAUUGGGGAGUGAAUCUGGAUGAUGUUAAUCAUUUUGGCUUGUCUGGGGAAUGAAUUUACAUGUUACAAGUUGCCUACUUUAUACGCGGAUAGUUUUGCUUUAAUUAUUGCAGUUUUUCUUCUGUUGUUUGACUUGAAUGUUUGACUCCUAGUAUAAUGGUGUGACAAUAGUACGAUGAGUAGAGUCAGUAAAAUGUGAAAUUAUUGCCUGUAACAAAUUGCCUUAGUAGACUGUCUAAUCACCGAAUGAUUUACUUGUAGUGAUUUGAUGGGCUUCAAUUACCAAAGUUCUUCUGUUGGUUGACUUGAAUGUUUGAUUUGGUAGUAUAAUAGUGUGAUUGUAGUACAAAAAAUAAACAGAUUUUGUAAAAUGUGUUGUUACCACAGGUAAUAAGUUCCUUAGUAGAAUGUUUUGUCAUCGAGUGAUCUACUUGCAGUGAUUUGAUUGUGAUGUUCAUUGUCUAUGCUUGUAAGAUGGCAACCUUUUUUUCAAUUGAGAACCCACUGCUAUGGGUUCCUUUAAAUAACUGGUUCACUUCUGCUACAGUGUUCUUGAACUUGUUUUUUUCAGAGGUAGGACAAUCACGAUCUGCUCAAAUUGGUCCUUUUACCGUUAUUGGGAAUGGUACUACUGUCGGUAGCAACGCGCGAAUUUCAAAUUCAGUAGUUGGGGAAGGUUGUACUAUUGGGUCAAAUGUAUCGAUAGAAGGUUGCUAUAUAUGGCAUAAUGUCACCAUUGAGGACAGCUGUAAACUAAGGCACGCAAUAGUAUGCGAUGGGGUGAUUAUGAAGUCAGGUGCAGCUUUGGAACCUGGUGUUGUUUUAUCUUUCAAGGACGUUCAUUUACCCCACAUAAGUAUGUUGGUUAGCGCCAGAUACUUUGUUCCCAAUGUUUCUUAA